Coniosporium apollinis CBS 100218 is the source of this 807-nucleotide messenger RNA. RefSeq names its product alcohol dehydrogenase (NADP+). The transcript is spliced from 3 exons. Lineage: Eukaryota; Fungi; Ascomycota; Dothideomycetes. The coding region runs from base 1 to 807 and encodes 268 amino acids. The record is from RefSeq and is a predicted model, not a curated record. Gene Ontology annotation, molecular function: oxidoreductase activity.
AUGCCGCGAAUACAUCUCGGCGUGUACCUGACAUCCGGCAACGAGACGUCAAACGCCGUGCGAUAUGCUCUCGACGCUGGGUAUAAGGGCUUCGACUCCGCGCAGAUGUACCACAACGAGCGCGAGGUCGGCACUGCCAUCAAGUCAUUCCUCGCAAGUACCGCAAACAAGGACGGCUUGACCCGCGACGACAUCCACUUCACCUCGAAACUCGCCUCCAACAGCGCAUACGACGCCGCGCGCAAGUCGAUAAAGCAGAGCGUCAAGACGUGCGGCCUCGGCCACAUCGACCUGUUCCUCUUACACAGCCCGUACGGCGGGAAGCACGCCCGGCUGGACAGUUGGCGGGCCGUCGAGGACGCGAUCAUGGACGGAGAGGUCAAGUCUGGCGGUGUCAGCAACUACGGGAUCAAGCACCUGAAAGAGCUGCUCGACUCGAAACCGCGCAUCAAGCCCGCUGUGAACCAGAUCGAGGUUCACCCCUUCAACACCAGGACAGAGAUUUGCAAUUUCUGCCAGGACAACGACAUUGUAGUUGAGGCGUAUGCGCCGCUUGUACGCGCGCUGAGGAUGAAGCAUCCGACGAUUGUCUCGCUGUCAAAGAAGUAUGGGCGUACACCUGGGCAGCUCCUUGUGAGGUGGAGUCUCCAGCAUGGCUACGUGCCGCUGCCGAAGAGUGUGAGGAGGGAGCGGAUCAUGGAGAAUGCGGGUAUCGAGAACUUUGAGAUUGAAGACGCGGACAUCAAGAAGAUGGAUGGACUGGAUGAGUAUCUUGUGACAGAUUGGGAUCCGACAGACUGCCCGUGA